Molecule: messenger RNA, 3403 nt
Organism: Cyprinodon variegatus (sheepshead minnow)
Lineage: Eukaryota; Metazoa; Chordata; Actinopteri; Cyprinodontiformes; Cyprinodontidae
Product: zinc finger protein 703-like
Exons: 2
Coding region: 337-2109 (590 amino acids)
Biological process (GO): negative regulation of DNA-templated transcription
Cellular component (GO): nucleus
Source: RefSeq, a predicted model, not a curated record
CGCCUUGGUGAUCAGAGAGCCGCAGAACUCCGGGCUGAACGCACCUCACUGGACCAGCUCUCCUCUCCUCUUGGAUCCUACGAGCUUUUCGCCUUUCAGUAGAAAAAACAAAGACUCUGUUAUAUGUUGUUUUUUUGUUUUUGGGACUCGUCUUUCAUUAAAGGAUCUGUAUUUAAAGUUGGAUUUAUGAAGAUGUUUCCGGCCAAGUAGCGCACCGGGACGGGGCGUCUUUUCUCUCUCCUCUUCCGCUUUCUUCUUGUUUGCUUUGGAUUAAAUUUACACCACAUCGAAUUUAGAGAGGAAUCACCCCCCCGAAAAGCGCUGGCUUUACCCCCGAUGAAAUAUCUGCCAUCCGGACCUGCAGCGGAUCGACUUAGUGAGCGGAUCAAACUCAUCGAGACCUCCGAGUCUGCGAAGCGUCGCCCCGGCGCUGCGCUCCCUCCGCUGACCCCUCUGGACCCUCUGCGGCAGGCCAAGCGGCUCCCCAUCCGACUGAUCAACAUGUUGACAGCGCACACUGGACAUCUGCUCCACCCGGAAUAUUUACAGCCUUUAACAUCCGCACCAGUCAGCAUCGAGCUGGAUGCAAAGAAGAGUCCACUGGCCCUGCUGGCUCAGACCUGUUCUCAGAUUGGUAAACCGGACCCUCCUCCCUCCUCUAAGCUUGGCUCCUCCUGCAGUCCAGGAGACAAGGAGCCCAGUGGUCGGUCAUCUGCCUCAAAUCUGAAGCUGGGGGAACACCGCCCAUCAGCUGAAGACAAAUCCAGCUUUAAACCGUACAACAAAAGCAGUGUAGACUGUCGCAGGGAUGGCGUUACCAGCAGCUCCAGCGGCGAUAAAGUUGGAUUCAGGGUACCGAGCAGCAGUAGCUUAACUAUUAAUGGGAAUUCAACUAGCAGCCAGCAAGCCUUCCCAUCUCACACUUCAUCCCCUGGCUCCAGAGGCAGCAGCACCCCUCCGGGACAGGCUCAGCAGCAGCAUCACAAACAGAGCCAGUCUCCAGGUGGACAGCCCAGUUCACAGCCCCAAACUCUGAGCGCCGAAUCGGGACGUGAGCAGAGCAGUCCUUCCAGCACUUCUGGUAAUCAUAAUAAUAACAAUAGCAAUCCAAAAAAAGACAGUGAUGUAAACAAGGCCAGCACAGACAGUCCACAUCACGCCAACUCCAGUCAUGUUCGGGCGAGCACAAACUGCAGCAACAGCAGCUCUGAUGGGGGCUCCAACCAGGACGGCGGUAGAGCUGAAAACACUCAUCCUAACCUUGGAUCUGGACAUGUAACGCCCAUCUCUCCUUAUAAAAGCAGCCAGCCGCUCUUCCCCCUGCCCUCCUCUAAUAUGGGCUAUCAUGGAUCAGUCAUGGGGGGUUACGCAGGCUACCCGUCACAGUUCAUUUCAGGACUGGACCCGUCUAAAUCAAGCCUCAGUAUGGGAGGAAAACACUCCAGCUCCAGCCCUCUGUCAGGUGCCUCCCCCCCCUCGUUCAUGCAGGGCCUUUGCAGGGACCCUUACUGUCUAAGCUACCCUGGUGUGUCUCAUCUCGGCACUAACAACUGCAACUCUUGCAUUCACGACCCUUCCUCCUCCCUAAAAUCAAGCUUUCCUAUGGUGUACCCCUCCCAUCCACUUCAUUCCCUCCACCAAAGCUCUUUGUCAUCCAGCGUGUCCCCCUCCCUGUCCCAUCCCCUAUAUACAUAUGGCUUUAUGGUCCCCAACGACCCCCUUCCCCAUGCCUGCAACUGGGUGUCAGCUGGAGGGCCGUGCAACAAGCGUUUUGCCACCUCGGAUGAACUCCUGGCUCACCUUCGCACCCACACGGCUCUGCCUGUAGGAAUGGACAGUAAGCUGCUCUCUGUUUCUUCAUCUGGACCCGCAUCCUGCCACUUACACCUCCCACACCAGAGCAACCCAGGCUCCCUCCCCAGCUCUCUAUCGCUCAGAGCUCCGCCAAGCUUCGGUUUAGCUCGCUAUCAUCCCUACAGUAAGGUCCAUCUCCCCUCUGGGCCUUCCUCCAUCUCCCUGCACUCUCUGCCCACCACAGGCCCCUACUAUCCUCAUUACACUCUCUACAGUCAAAGACUUGGAUCUGCAUCAGCUCUUGGAUACCAAUAGAACACCAUGUACUUGUUUUUUUUCUCUGAAUAGUUUGACAUUUUGGGAAUUAUAUAUGUUUGCUUCCUUGCAGAGAAUUUCAAACAGCUCUCUCAUAAAUGUGAACCUAUGGCCUGUUAGCUUAGUUUAAAAAUCUGCCCUGGCUUCAGCUUCCUUCAUCUCUAAAACUCAUAUGAAACAUUGUUUGAUAGGACCAAUAGCUGAAGCAAGAUGUUUUAAAUUUUCUCAUAAAUUUGGCAGCAGGUUGUGAGAAAACCGAACAGAAGCCAAAGCUAACAAUCUAACUUGCCUUAUAACAUGGAUAACCUAUGUUUAUUCCACCCAUUUAUUUCAGAUUAAAAACAUAUUGCAUGACUUCACGAGCUCCUUCUAAGGUGUUGCUGCUUCUUUAAAUAGCCAGGCUAGCUUUUCGCUUUUUGUUUGUGCUAAGCUAACAAUCUGCAGCUUUAUAAUCGUCGAGAAAACAACAAUGCCUUGCCUCUGCCAGAAAGUUCGAAACCGCAUUCCCCAAAAUGUUUUACUAUCUCUUUAAAACUGAUUGUGGCAACUUUUCUUUUUUCUUUUCCAUACUCAGAAAUAAAUUAUAGGCAUUUUUUUUUCUCCAAAACCUAAAAGCAUCUCCUCGCUUUGUUUGAAGUUUAAUCCACAAGAUUUCUAAAAUAGACUCUCGUUCUAAAUGAAGAGGGCAUGUAGAUCUUUUCUACACGUUGCACGAGACUCUACAGCCCUGAGGUGAUCUACGGCCCUGUGCUUUCCUAGAAUUUGAUGGUUGUGCACAUAAGCUCUUAACCGUUUUUUUCAACAAACAGUGGUUAUUUAGUAAAGAAAAAAAGCUGGUGUGUAAGUGGCUGCAGCCUCUGGCCUCAGUUGCCUUCUCCCUACUGGAGAUGCAUGAAAGCUGGAAACAACACACCCAUUUAGCUCACCAAAUGUUUGUGAUGACAUGCUUGGAUUCUUCUAUACUCCUUGCCGCUGACGAGGUGUAUUUAUUUCCUACAGAAUCUGUGGCUCCAAAACUUUCUAUAUGUUCACCUUUUGCAGUAAUGUGAGCAGGCCUGUUCGGAAACCUGGACAGGUGUUAAAACUGUGUCUUAACACUUUGUAUUGAAUGAAUGUUAAAAUCACAUCUUGUUCACAGCUUUUUGAUUUUUUUUUAUUAUUAUUAUUAUUUCCACAGCAAAAUGAAUAAAACUGAGAUGUGAUAUUUUUUUCUAAUAUUAAAAACACCCCUUGGAGGGUGGGAUGCAGUGACAUGCUGGGGGGGAGGGGAUCGUAUUUUGGUAAAUAAAUCACA